Messenger RNA from Trichobilharzia regenti, 2268 nucleotides. NCBI's taxonomy places the organism in Eukaryota, Metazoa, Platyhelminthes, Trematoda, Strigeidida, Schistosomatidae. The record is from the annotation of a GenBank genome assembly.
AUGGCGGCAACUAUAAAAAUACGCCAAGUCGAAGCUCUAAAAUGUAUGCUGAAUUUGAAUACUACUCCGAAUUCAUCAGACGGGCCACAAUGGAAGAUUUUAAUAUACGACCAGCUGGGCAGAGAUAUCAUUUCCCCUUUAUUAACAGUCAAGGAUUUACGCAUGCUUGGUGUUACUCUGCAUUUAAUGCUGAAUUCCCCUCGUGAACAAAUCCCCGAUGUUCCAGCUGUAUAUUUUGUUUAUCCUUCUAAAGAAAACAUUUAUAGUAUAUGCAAGGAUUUUGAAGCAGGUAGAUAUGAUUCAUAUUACUUGAAUUUUAUCAGUCCAAUAUCACGAGAGUACUUAGAAGAAAUAGCUCAGACAGCUUUGUCUGAAAAUUGUGUUCAUCAGAUUGCAAAAGUUUUUGAUCAGUAUACCAAUUUCAUAUGUUUGGAAGAUGAUUUGUUAACUCUCAGCUCAUCGAGUGACGGUCCAUCUUCUUUCUAUGCAUUAAAUCGUGCCAAAGCAACAGAAGCUGAUGUAGAAAGUAUAAUUCAUUCAGUUGUUGAUGGACUGUUUUCAGUUUUCGCAACACUAGGUACAAUACCUAUAAUACGUUGUCCUCGUGGUAAUGCUUCUGAAAUGGUAGCAUCUCAGUUGGAUUCGAAAUUUCGAGAUAGUCUACGAGAUUCUAGGAACUCACUCUUCAUGAAUAACACAGCACGUGGUUUUGGUGUUAGUAUGGGCGAUGACACGUCUGGAGAUCGUUUAUCAUUAAAUUCCCCGCUUGGUCUCCCAAAUAAAAAUGCUCAAAUAAAUUCACCGUCUAACUUGUUUCAGCGUCCAUUGUUGAUUCUUUUGGAUCGUAGUCUGGAUCUAGCUUCUCCUCUUCACCAUGAAUUAUCCUAUCAAAGUUUAGUUCACGAUAUAUUUAAUAUUCGUUUCAAUCGUGUUCACGUGAAUUUGGAUUUAGCUAAUCCUAUUUCGGACGAUGAGAAAUCCAAAAUUUCAGAUCGCCAUAGCCAAAAGUCAAAUUCCAAAGUAGUCGAAUAUGAUUUAAGCGGAUCGUGUGAUCGUUUGUGGAGAGAUUUUAAAGGUGCUGCAUUCUCUGAUGUCGCUGAGGCUAUACAUGAAGAAGUUACCAUCCUAAAGGAUUAUGACAGGCGUAUGAGUGAAUUGAAAUCAUCACUAGGUGGUUCAACAGAUGUUGAUCUGCUAGCAGCAUCGUCUACAAUGAAUUUCCUAGAUGAUAAUACAGCUAAAUUGACAAAUGCUAUCAACUCUUUACCUCAACUAAUGGAACGUAAACGGUGCCUUGAUAUGCAUACUAAUAUUGCAACUUGUCUGGCUAAUGUUAUCAAAGGCAGACAAAUACAUUCGUUCGCUGAGGAAGAAGACCAUUUGUUUGCUAAGAAUAAUCCAUCUACGGAACAAAGCCUAAACGACUUGAUCAGUAAUCCAUCAAUUGGUUCACCUGAGGAUAAAUUACGUCUGCUUAUUAUUGCUACGCUAACUGGAGUUAGUCGAAUUGGUAUAAACAAUAAUCCAAGCAGUGUUACUGGUUCUACAGGUGGAUUGAAUAAUUUAACAACAAAUUCUACUGGUGUCGAUUUUUGCCUGUCAGACAGUGAAGUUGAUCGUUUGAAAUCAGUUCUACAAACCACCUAUCCAGAUUUAGAUAUAAGUCCUAUUAAUUAUGUUCAACACUUUAGACGAAUUCCAAAAGCUGGUCAAUUAACUGAUAAUAUAAUGGAGAGCAUUAAAGGAGCUGGAAGUCGCAGUGUACUCGAUAAACUUGUUUCACAUGGUUCAGCUAUCCUGCUUACAGGAAUGAGACACUUGAUUGGUCAGAAAUCAUAUCUUCCAUUCACUCGUAUUGUAUCUCAACUAAUGGAAAAUAAAAGCGGUUCUGAAUUUGAGGAUUAUCGUUAUUUUGAUCCUAAAUUGUACAGGCGUCAAGAUACUAAUAUACCUCGGGUUAAACAACCUUUUGAUGAAGCUUUUGUUUUUGUCAUCGGUGGUGGCAGCUAUGUAGAAUAUCAAAAUCUGUUAGACUGGGUUAAAUCAACUUGUAAUACUACAUCUAUUUCAUCUUCUGCUUCCUCAACAUCUCUGGCGACUUCUGUGAAUGGAGUGAACAAUCGGGCUAAUCAAGGAGUACACGAUGCAUCAAGUUCUCUUAAUCUUCGGGGAACAACCUACUCAAAACACAUUACUUACGGUUGUACUGAUCUGGUUAGUCCAUCGGAUUUUCUUAACGAGUUGGGAAAGCUUGGAAAAGAGCUGUAA